CCUAGCCGGUGGCGGGCGAUGAUACUUAAGUCCUGGCUCGCCUGAGUGAAAGGAAUAUUUAUCUCUCUUCCUGAACUCACUGCACCACACGUUCACAUCGACUGAACGAACGACACUCACAAAAUGGCUUGGAGAUGCACGGGUGCGACCAAUGCUGAGCUCAUCAACAACCUGGCGAAACAUCAUAUCAUACACUCUGAACGCAUCCAGGCGGCGAUGACAAAGGUCGACCGCGCGCAUUACAUUAGGAACAAGUGGGAGGCAUACGAAGAUGCACCUCAACCUAUCGGUUAUGGAGCGACAAUCUCCGCACCUCACAUGCACGCCCACGCAUUACAGAACCUCCAGCCCUACCUCCGUCCAGGGGCACGCGUACUCGACGUCGGCUCUGGCUCAGGCUACCUGUGCGCGGUCAUACACCAGCUCGUCACGGACGAGGAGCACAACAAGCUCGGCACCGUAGUUGGCAUCGAGCACAUCCCAGAGUUGACUGAGUGGUCCAUUGAGAAUCUGCGCCGCGAUGGCCUAGGGAAGGCCAUUGACAGCGGACAUCUGCAGAUGGUUGCCGGAGAUGGCAGAAAGGGCUAUCCUCCUGUUGCACCGUACGAUGCGAUCCAUGUCGGCGCAGCUUCUCCGACCAUGCCCUACACACUCGUCGCCCAGCUCGCAUCCCCCGGGAGAAUGUUCAUCCCGGUCGGCACUGAAAUGCAGCAGAUCAUUCAGGUUGACAAAGACGAGAACGGCGAAGUGACGGAGAAAGAGCUGUUCGACGUCAUGUAUGUCCCGUUGACGGACAAGGAUAAGCAGUACUACUAAGCUGCCGGAUAGCCGAGGUGUGCAUAGUUGUGUGUGAAGUGUAAGAUUAGAAUUGUAAGCCAUGUAUCCUAUAUCAAAGUGGAUUGUAUCAAUAUCGCUUGUAGCCCACUAUACAUAU
Molecule: messenger RNA, 934 nt
Organism: Laetiporus sulphureus 93-53
Lineage: Eukaryota; Fungi; Basidiomycota; Agaricomycetes; Polyporales; Laetiporaceae
Product: Pcmt1-prov protein
Exons: 8
Coding region: 124-816 (230 amino acids)
Biological process (GO): protein modification process
Cellular component (GO): cytoplasm
Molecular function (GO): protein-L-isoaspartate (D-aspartate) O-methyltransferase activity
Source: RefSeq, a predicted model, not a curated record